AUGACUUCCCUUCGCCAUUUCCACGCCAUGGAUGUUUUGAAAUUCAACUCUACCAACCUAGAUCCUCUGACCGAGACAUACGAUCUCAAUUUCUACUUUUCCUACCUCGCCCGCUGGCCGCAUCUAUUCAAUGUGGCAGAGGGACAAGACGGAACUAUAGAUGGCUACAUGAUGGGAAAACUCGAGUCCUCGCCAUCAUAUCUGCAAUACAGCGAACAUUACCUACCCUUCCACGCACAUAUCACGGCUUUGACCGUCGCUCCCCAUGCCCGGCGCCUUGGUCUCGCCCGCAUAUUAUCGCAGUCCCUCGAACAAGGCGGCGACGAAUACGAUGCCUGGUUCGUUGAUCUGUUCGUGAGAGAGAGCAACAAGAUCGCCCAAAACUUAUAUAAGGGUUUGGGGUACUCCGUAUACCGGCGGGUAUUGGACUACUAUUAUGAUAAUCCUCUUGAUCCCGCCAAAGAAGGAGAGGACGGCUUUGAUAUGCGCAAACCCCUGAAAAGGGAUAAGGACCUAGUACAUAUCAGGGACAAUGGUGAAGACUUUGCUGUUACCCGGGAGGAUGUGUUCUGA
Drepanopeziza brunnea f. sp. 'multigermtubi' MB_m1 is the source of this 573-nucleotide messenger RNA. RefSeq lists its product as uncharacterized. Gene Ontology annotation, biological process: N-terminal peptidyl-methionine acetylation. Lineage: Eukaryota; Fungi; Ascomycota; Leotiomycetes; Helotiales; Drepanopezizaceae. The record is from RefSeq and is a predicted model, not a curated record. Gene Ontology annotation, cellular component: NatB complex. Gene Ontology annotation, molecular function: protein-N-terminal amino-acid acetyltransferase activity.